AUGUCGUUCAAAACGACAGCAACAAUCGCCUCCUUUGGCGGCAAGCUCCUCAAACUCACCCAUACCUCUAGCACCCUCUCCUGCGACAUGGCACUAAACCUCUACCUCCCACCCUCGGCCGAAUCCUCCACCCAAAAGAUCCCAGUGUUGUUUUAUCUAGCAGGUCUGACAUGUACGGGUGAUAACGGCGCCGAGAAGGGCUUCUUCCAGAAACGCGCCAGCGAAAAGGGCAUCGCUAUAGUAUAUCCCGACACCUCACCUCCCCCACCACGUGUUUACAAAGAGACUGGUCUUGAAAUUGGAAUUGGAAUUGAAAUCGCAGUUGAAAAUGAAAAGAAAUCGAAGCUGACCAAGAACAGGAGGACUCGCCAUCGAAGGCCAAGACGAAUCCUACGACUUCGGCACGGCGCCGGCUUCUACAUCAACGCAACCCGAGCCCCCUGGUCCAGCAACUACAAAAUGGAAUCCUACAUCACAUCCGAACUGCCCACGCAGCUCUUCGCAUCCUUCCCCUCCCUCGACAGCACGCGCCAAUCCAUAACAGGCCAUAGUAUGGGCGGGCACGGUGCGCUGACGCUCUUCCUCAAGAACCCGGGGCUCUACAAAAGCGUAUCCGCCUUCGCGCCCAUCUCGAACCCCGUCAACUGCCCGUGGGGCCAGAAGGCGUUCGCUGGCUACCUUGGGGAAGACAAGGACAGCUGGAAGGCGCACGAUGCGAGUGAGUUGCUGAAGGGCUACAAGGGGAAAGCGCCCUUCGAGACACUGAUUGAUGUCGGCACCGGGGAUAACUUCUACAAGCAAGGCCAGCUACUCCCGGAGAACUUCGUGGCUGCGGCGAAGGAGAGCGGGAAUGAGAAGGGGGUUGUGGUGAGGUAUCAGGAUGGAUACGACCACUCAUACUUUUUCAUCUCGACGUUCUCCACAGAUCAUGUAAACCAUGCUGCUAAACAUCUAUUCGCAUAG
Molecule: messenger RNA, 963 nt
Organism: Lachnellula hyalina
Lineage: Eukaryota; Fungi; Ascomycota; Leotiomycetes; Helotiales; Lachnaceae
Gene: ESD
Product: S-formylglutathione hydrolase
Exons: 2
Coding region: 1-963 (320 amino acids)
Biological process (GO): formaldehyde catabolic process
Cellular component (GO): cytosol
Molecular function (GO): S-formylglutathione hydrolase activity
Source: RefSeq, a predicted model, not a curated record